AUGAACCGCCUCUUCGGAGCCAAAUCCUCCGCGCCAAAACCCACCCUCAACAGCGCCAUCUCUAAUGUCGAUACUCGCGUCGAAACGAUCGACGUGAAGCUUGCGAAACUCAACGCCGAACUCAGCACCUACCAGGCCAAACUGGCCAAAAUGCGCGACGGCCCCGGCAAAUCUGCAAUCAAAUCCAAAGCCCUAAAAGUCCUGCAGCGGCGCAAGAUGUACGAGUCGCAGCGUGACCAGCUGCAGCAACAGUCCUGGAAUAUGGAGCAAGCGGGCAUGAUGCAAGACAAUCUCAAGAAUGUGAUGACGACGGUGGAUGCGAUGAAGACGACGAACAAGGCGCUGAAGCAGCAGUAUGGAAAGGUGGAUAUUGAUAAGAUUGAGAGGAUGCAGGAUGAGAUGCAGGACUUGAUGGAGAUAGGAAAUGAGAUUAACGAGAGCAUCAGCCGGUCCUACGAUGUGCCGGAUGAUGUGGAUGAGGCAGAGCUGGAUGCCGAAUUGGAGGCUCUGGGAGAGGAUAUGAUGUUCGAGCAGGAGAGCGGUAUGGGAGAAGGCCUACCAGGCUUCUUGCAAGACGAAGUAGCUCCGCCAACGUUUGUUGAUGAGCCCCCAGAGCAGGGGAAGAUGAAGGAGGUAGCCGGUGGUGUGGGAUAA
Endocarpon pusillum Z07020 is the source of this 654-nucleotide messenger RNA. RefSeq lists its product as uncharacterized. Gene Ontology annotation, biological process: vesicle budding from membrane; late endosome to vacuole transport via multivesicular body sorting pathway. The record is from RefSeq and is a predicted model, not a curated record. Gene Ontology annotation, cellular component: multivesicular body. The transcript has a single exon. Bases 1 to 654 code for a protein of 217 amino acids. Lineage: Eukaryota; Fungi; Ascomycota; Eurotiomycetes; Verrucariales; Verrucariaceae.